Mercenaria mercenaria is the source of this 950-nucleotide messenger RNA. RefSeq names its product protein KTI12 homolog. The record is from RefSeq and is a predicted model, not a curated record. The coding region runs from base 57 to 884 and encodes 275 amino acids. The transcript is spliced from 8 exons. NCBI's taxonomy places the organism in Eukaryota, Metazoa, Mollusca, Bivalvia, Venerida, Veneridae.
GUAAGCAGUCGCAAAAUCCGCUUCCGGUAAAAUGGCUUAAUUCGGAUAGUUUGGAAAUGCCGCUAAUCCUUCUAUGUGGAUUUCCGUCCAGCGGAAAGUCAAAAAGGGCUAAUGAAUUACAAGAAUAUUUCUCUAAUGACUAUAAAAGAAAUGUGACUGUAAUUAGUGAUCAUUCUGUUGGUGUUAAUCGAAAUGAUGUAUACGACGAUUCCAAGAAAGAAAAGAUUGUGAGGGGGAAUUUGAAAUCAUCAGUGCAAAGAUGUUUGAAUAAAGACAGCAUUACAAUUUUGGAUUCUUUAAAUUAUAUAAAAGGGUUUCGUUAUGAAUUGUAUUGUGUUACCAAAGAAUCGCAGACUACUCAGUGUGUUAUACACUGUAACACAGAUGCAGUGACAGCAUCACAGUGGAAUCUCAGCAGGGAGCCUGGUGAACAGUAUUCACAAGAAAUUUUUGAUGCUUUAGUGAUGAGGUUUGAGGAGCCUAAUGGAUCUAACAGAUGGGAUUCACCGUUGUUUGUUGUACAGAAAGACGAUACAUUACCAUUUGAAGCUAUAGCAGACACGUUACUGAAGCGGAAACCCCCACCACAGAAUGCAUCUACAUUACCGCAACCACUGUCUUCCACCAACUUCCUAUAUGAGUUAGACCGAGUAACAAGUGAUAUUCUACAAGUCAUAAUGGCUGCCUUAAAGACAUACGUUCCUGGUGACCAGAUCAGUAUACCAAGCUCAACAGAUAAAUUGAAUUUAUGCAGACCGUUUACUCUGGCAGAAUUACAACGCAGCAAACGACAGUUCAUAACAUACACAAAAAUGCAUCCUGUGGACGAUACUUCAAAAAUUGGAAAUAUGUUUGUGCAAUAUUUAAACAAUACAUUGAAGUGAAUUUUAUUGAUUAUCUUGAUUUUUAUCUUUAUAUGAAAUUCCUUAUCAAUACAUUUGUAAAACAUU